AUGAUUUUUGUUGCAGGAGUGCAAGCACCUCCCAGAAAUGAUUCGGUUCGUUUGGAGCCAGGACCUUUCGUGAGUGGUGCCGGAGCACUUUACAUCGCCGCCACAUGUGCGUGCGCUUUGAUAUUAGUCGUCGGAAGCGUAGCAAGCGCCUUGUACAUUCGUAACAGCAAGGCUCGCAUUCAAGAAUCCCAGAAAACACUGCCCUGCUGCAGCUAUUCGGCAGCAGACACCGCCGGCUUGGCCAGAAGUUCUGUCCUGGUUAGGGUCGAUCCACGGCCCGGAAGCGCGAAUUCCGGAAGUUACGCAACCAUCGCCGACCUAGAGCCACUGUACGCGAGACCUUGCGGUUCCAGAGCAAGUUACUAUGCUUCCAGCCAUGUGACGCAUCUGAGCCAGUCGACCGAUCCUUGCGAGAAGGCCAGGGCGCUGGCGGUAUCGAGGUCUGCGCUCUACUGUCGCAAUCUUGUGCAGGAGGGCACCUUUGGCCGCGUUUACAAAGGCACGCUGGAAUUGGCUGGUCGCGAGCAAGAAGUUAUCAUAAAGACAGUCACAGAAGUGGCAUCAGCUUAUCAAGCAUCUUUGCUGGUGGUCGAGGGCUCGCAGCUAGCUGGAUUAGUGCAUGCAAACAUAGCUUCGCUCGCCGCUGCUUGCCUCGAUAAUUCUUGCCCAUUAUUGGCAUACAUGAGUACGCCGGGCGAAUUGAAUUUGAAGCUGUACCUUACCGACGGGAAUCAUCAUCCUGGAACCAGGGACUUGGUGCACGUUGGCGCACAGGUUGCCAGAGCUGGGGCAUUCUUGCACGGCCGAGGGCUACUGCACAGGGAUAUCGCUGCCAGAAACUGUUUGAUCGAGCCAAGCAGUCUUCGCGUGCGAUUAGCUGAUACGGCUUUGGCGCGAGAUCUCUUCCCCCAGGAUUACCAUUGUCUCGGUGAUAACGAGAACAGACCUAUUCGUUGGAUGGCCUUGGAGACCCUCCAGCACAAUCAGUACAGCACUGCGACGGACGUGUGGUCAUUCGGAGUGUUUCUCUGGGAGCUGGCGACGAUGGGUCAGCAACCAUACAUCGAGGUGGACCCAUUUGAAAUGAUGGCUUGUCUCCGAGAUGGUUAUCGACUGGCCCAACCAAGACCAUGUCCGGACGAAUUCUUCGCCGUGAUGGCCGUCUGUUGGUUAGGCCUUUCCAGAGACCGGCCAACCAUGCCUCAACUUCUCGCUUAUCUGCAAGACUUUCACGAUGCCCUCGGUGGCUUCGUUUAAAAUACCCGUACUCGAACAUUUCGCCAUGAUGUUCCUCGAAAUGGCGAAGCAAUUUGGAACGACACGCAAGAUUUCCCUCGCGAGAGUAUCGAAACGAAACGCAGGAGAGAGGAUUCAACGUGAGUGGGAAUCGAAAUGAAGACUCAUCGAGAGAGAGAGAAGACAGCUUGACUUGAUGAGCGACGAAUUUUUUCUGAAAGUAACCAACCACAGAAAAGAAUUCUUUCUUUCGGUGAGAAAGGAAAAGACAAGGAUUGAAAGUGAAAUUGAAGAUCACUGCCCGAUUUGCAAUCGUGCGGAAUUGAAAAAUCACUGCCCAUUUACAAUCGCGCAAGAAUUUGAAAAAUCACUACCCAUGUUAUUGAUUUGUCAGCGACGGUAUACACGACAUUCCCUCUGGCGCGUAGCGGCGGGCCGCAUUGUUUUCGAAAUUCCGUUUCGAGUGCAGCCGGAGUGCAUCAAAACAGGCGUUGGGUUGACCAACGUUCGCUGAGUGUAAUCCCGCAGAUUCAAAUGAUUCGAUUAUGAACAAACGAGUGAGGUGCGGCCCGAUCGGUGAUAAAAAGAUCGACGCGGUUAUAUCCGUCCAUAGCAGUUAAAAAAAAAAAAAAGAAAGAGAGA
Messenger RNA from Frieseomelitta varia, 1878 nucleotides. Its product is annotated as tyrosine-protein kinase RYK-like. Bases 1 to 1257 code for a protein of 418 amino acids. Lineage: Eukaryota; Metazoa; Arthropoda; Insecta; Hymenoptera; Apidae. Gene Ontology annotation, molecular function: ATP binding; protein tyrosine kinase activity. Gene Ontology annotation, biological process: positive regulation of kinase activity; axonogenesis; multicellular organism development. The record is from RefSeq and is a predicted model, not a curated record. The transcript is spliced from 6 exons. Gene Ontology annotation, cellular component: signaling receptor complex.